AACAUUGAUAGUAGAUAGCGGAACCAACAAUAACAAAAAAAAAACUCCCGGUGGUAAGGUGGUUUGAUGAUAAAAAGUAUCUGAUAGUAAUUUUGUGGAUGAUCUCCGGCCAGUUUUUUUACCCUCAAAUUAUUCCUCCGCAGUUCUUUUUCAUUUAAUUCCUUUUCUCAUCUUUUAAGUACAGAUCAUUAACUUUAUUCACGUACACAUCUCUCCUUACUCUUCCCUAUUCACCAUAUGCACCAUGACAGAUCAAGAUUCAACUUCCCCCUCUGAAAAUGGAGUGGAGAUCUCCACAAAUGGCGCCCACCAACCAUCAUCGUCCAAAGAAACCACACCGGGAACCCCUUUUGCAAAACGAACGCUGAGACCACGGAACAUUGCCACCAUUCAAGCUGACUCUGACCGCAGGAAGAAGAAGAACUCCAAACUAGAAAAGAGGCGGAUGACUGAGUGCUUGGAAACCAUUUACGAGGAGCCAGUGACCAAUAAGAAAGGUGAACUCCUCCUGACAGGAAGGAAAUUGAAAAGGUCCAUAACAUUCAAUCCAGGGAGUGGGGAGGAGAUAAGCAAAGGAAAAAUCAAGAAACGCAGAGACAGAAUUAAAAAGAAAUUGGGAAAUAAUUUCAAAUUAAAAAUGAAAAAGCUAAAUCAAGUUAAGUCCAUGAACAUGAGUGAUGUCAGGUGUAGACUGAAUCUACUAGACAUUGAUGAAUCUUUGUAACCUAGAUUUGUUUCUAAAAGAGUAUUUUACACUCUUGUCAUGGGUCUUGGAAUUUGCCAUUUAACUGAGGUAACAAAUUGUUGUGAUUUUUGCAAGAAAUAUUUAAGCGUAAAAAUGAUCCAAAAAUUAAGGAUGCAAAGGUCCCUGAUUAAGUAGGUACUACAACAUUCUGAAAGGGUGCUUUUCUGCAAACGGUCAAAAUCUCUCUAUUGAGUUGUGGCGAAAAUUAUGAGUGGGAUUGUCGCCCUGUUAGGGUACUCGAAGUGAUAAGAAGAUACUUUAAAGGCUAUAAUCAUGACAACCCUGCUAUUACGUAGCAAGUGUGCAUUAUUGUAUUGUUUACUACUGUGAGUAUGUCUGUGUACUAUUGUGUAUUAGUGUGAAGUCUCAGCAAAAAGGAUGCGAUUAACUUCCAUUAUGAACACCCUACAAUUAAUCAAUUAGUGGGCUUUCAGAGCUUCAUGUGAGUAUGGAGGAGGAAUUUGAGGUUGGGUUUUGGACGGAAAGACACUAUUAUUUCUCUCUCAAAAUUAUAAAAAAAUGUACUGUAGGACCGCAAAUUCUAUGACCUAAUAGGAGCAUUAUUCAUGUUAGAAGAAUAAUAUUCUUUUUAAUUUGAGUGCCUGCUUACGAAGAUUUGAGUUUGACUUGAAUGACCCAUUUACUUUAGUAGCUUUUUUUCAAUUUAUUGUAUGGACACCUCUGGUAGACUUGAAUCAGUUGAGUUGGCAGUUGCUUACUUCCAGUUUAAACAUGGCAGUGCCUCUGUCGUCCAAUAGCGAUCAAGAUGAGACAGAGGGCAGUGCACUCAGACAUGUAAAUCAAGACAAUGGCAGCUAAAGAUUGAAAGCAAUUAACUUUCAACAAAUUUGAUAGGAGUUCCAUAAUGUUUUUCUGAAACCAAAAGCAACUCCAUAAAUUCACUCAGUUUUAAAAUUUAUUUUACAUACCUUAAGAGUAUCAGUAAUCAUCCAUAGACUUAAAAAUUAACCAGUGGUUUUGAAAGAAAAAGCAUAUUUUCUGUGGCCAUUUUCCUUAAGCGUACAAAUGAUUGCAAAAAAAAAAAAAAAAAAAACUUGUGUUGUUUCUAAACAUAUCAAGGAGUAGGAGGUAGAUGUUCAUAUAGAAUUGCACAAAGUGCAUAACCACAUAUCUCCAUUUGUGGUGUUGCAGACCUCCUGUCAAACUUUAUUGUUUUCUUGGAAAGCGCGUCAACCUGAUUUCUCCUUUGUAACCAAUGAUGUCCAUUAUCAAAAGCUUUUCAAAAACUGGAUGUCUCGACAGUUGGUCUAUUCUUAAUUUAUUCUGUCCUCUGAAUACUCACAGUAAAAACUUGUCAGUUUGAUUUCUCAAAUGUAAUUUAUGGUCUGAUGCCUUGUAAUUUCAUCUCUCCUAAUCUUUAUCUUUGUAACUACCUAUCUUUGCUCUAUCUUUUUGUUUCUUUUCCAAUUUGAAUGUCAUAUCUAAGUAGACCUUCCUGUUCUAUGUUAAUUAAUUUAGUGCGUUUUGUCUCAAUGUUUUUUAAAACUUUUUCAUCAACUCAGGAUUGGUUUACUUCUAGGCUGUGAGCUCAGCCCUACAAAUGAAUCAUUGAAGUUUUUUUUUUUUUUUUUUUCUAAAACGUUUGGAGGUAAAGGUAAAGCCAAAAAUCGAACCAAAAAUGUUUCGCAAGAGAAGGAAAAUAUUGUAACUUUCAUUUUCUAUCAGAAUUAUCAAAUAUCAAGUGUAAUACUCAAUUAGUUCAUCCUUAAGUUUGUAUAGAAUUGCUCUGAUAACAAUGAUCGGUGAAGUUAGAAACUUCCAUCUUGUCAGAUAGCUUUUCAGUUUUUUUUUUAAAAUCAAACUUCAACAGCAAGAGGAACGUGGGAACUUUGGGAUAUAGCCUCUUGUUUAGUUAAAUGGGCAUAGCUGGAGUCAACCUGCAAUCUGCAGACAUUGCCUGGGUGAAGGACAAAUUGCUGUUCUAUUUUUUAUUUUUUUAACGAAGGGAUAAAGUUAAGGUAUAUAUUUGUGAUAAAUUCCUUAACUCAGUAUUGUUGAACCCUUUCAUAAAAAAUUAAAUGUACGUUUAUCAAGUUUAUAAUUUUGUAUAUAUUGUAUUUUCGUACGGAACGAUGUAAAUAAAAACGAUACUCGGUACCUUCUUGAAAUCAA
Messenger RNA from Bemisia tabaci, 2878 nucleotides. RefSeq names its product tantalus (gene tant). The record is from RefSeq and is a predicted model, not a curated record. Lineage: Eukaryota; Metazoa; Arthropoda; Insecta; Hemiptera; Aleyrodidae.